AUGGCUGGUCCCUGGUUGAAGUACCGUGGUCACUUGGACAACAUCUCCAACAACAUGCUGAUCGGUGCUAUCAACGAGGAGAACGGUGAGGCCAACAAGGUCAAGAACGCCUUCACUGGUGUUUACGAUGCUGUCCCCGCCACUGCCCGUGACUACAAGGCCCGUGGUAUCAAGUGGGUUGUCAUUGGUGACUGGAACUAUGGUGAGGGUUCUUCCCGUGAGCACGCCGCUCUGGAGCCCCGUCACCUCGGUGGUCUGGCUGUCAUCACCCGCUCCUUCGCUCGUAUCCACGAGACCAACCUGAAGAAGCAGGGUAUGCUGCCCCUGACCUUCUCUGACCCUGCCGAUUACGAGAAGAUCAAGCCCGAUGACAAGGUCGACCUCAUGUGCACUCAGAUCGAGGUUGGCAAGCCCAUGACCCUCCGUGUUCACCCCGCUGCUGGUGGUGAUGCCUUUGACAUCUCCCUCAGCCACACCUUCAACGAGUCCCAGAUUGAGUGGUUCAUUGAUGGUUCCGCCCUGAACACCAUGGCUCGCAAGUCUGCCAACUAA
Penicillium malachiteum is the source of this 552-nucleotide messenger RNA. RefSeq lists its product as uncharacterized. NCBI's taxonomy places the organism in Eukaryota, Fungi, Ascomycota, Eurotiomycetes, Eurotiales, Aspergillaceae. The record is from RefSeq and is a predicted model, not a curated record. Gene Ontology annotation, biological process: tricarboxylic acid cycle. Gene Ontology annotation, cellular component: mitochondrion; cytosol. Gene Ontology annotation, molecular function: 4 iron, 4 sulfur cluster binding; aconitate hydratase activity. The transcript has a single exon. Bases 1 to 552 code for a protein of 183 amino acids.